AUGAUGGAACCACCACCAUGCUCGAAGAAGAGCCUGUCCCUGUCGCUCCCGGUUCCCCGGGAAGGACAGGCGACUCUGAAGCCUCCGCAGCAUCUCUGGAGACAGCCCCGCACCCCGAUCAAAAUCAAGCACCGGGGUUACUCCGACACCGACCGGCACCACCACCGGCACAUGGAGCGCUCUGACGCCGUGGAUACGAGCGACCGACCGGGGCUGAAAAAGUCUCGGAUGUCCUGGCCAUCCUCUUUCCACGGGACCACAAACACAUCCAUCGGAAAUUGCGUCGGGAACAAACGCUUCGAUUCGGAGAAUGGUCCCUCGCCAGGCCGCAGUCCCAUGGAUUCGCAGGCGAGUCCAGGGCUGGUGCUCCACCCUUCCUUCCCCCAGAGUCAGCGCAGGGAGUCCUUCCUGUACCGUUCGGACUCCGACUACGACACAUCCCCCAAAACCAUGUCACGCAACUCCUCCAUCAACAGUGAGGGGCACGCCGAAGACAUGAUCGUCACCCCUUUUGCUCAGGUGUUGGCCAGCCUACGAACUGUAAGAAGCAACUUCACCAUCCUCGCCAAUGUCACAACACCCACUAACAAGAGGUCACCAGUGACAAGCCAACCCACUGUUCCCCAAGCUACACUCUCUGAGGAGACAUACCAGCAGAUGGCACGGGAGACUCUGGAGGAGCUGGACUGGUGUCUGGACCAGCUGGAGACCAUUCAGACCCACCGCUCAGUCAGUGAGAUGGCCUCCAACAAGUUCAAGAGGAUGUUGAACAGGGAGCUGUCCCAUUUGUCAGAGAUGAGUCGCUCAGGGAACCAGGUGUCAGAAUACAUCUCCACUACCUUUCUAGAUAAGCAGAACGAGGUGGAGAUCCCAUCCCCGACCUUGAGGGAGCGAGAGAAGCCCAUGUGUCACAUCAGCGGUGUGAAGAAGCUCACGCACAGUUCCAGCCUUUCCAACUCCACCAUGCCUCGCUUCGGCGUGAAGACUGAACACGAGGAUGCAUUAGCCAGGGAGCUGAACGACUUGAACAAGUGGGGCCUUAAUAUCUUUCGUGUGGCAGAAUUCUCUAAUAACCGACCCCUCAGCUGCACAAUGUUUGCCAUCUUCCAGGAAAGAGAUCUAUUGAAGACCUUUCGGAUCCCAGUGGACACAUUUGUCACCUAUGUAAUGACCCUGGAGGACCACUACCAUGCCAAUGUGGCUUACCACAACAGCCUCCAUGCUGCAGAUGUCACUCAGUCAACUCAUGUACUGCUUUCCACACCAGCUCUAGAUGCGGUGUUCACUGAUCUAGAGAUUCUAGCUGCGUUAUUUGCCGCUGCCAUCCACGAUGUGGAUCAUCCAGGAGUGUCCAACCAAUUCCUCAUAAACACCAACUCAGAGUUGGCCCUCAUGUAUAAUGAUGAGUCUGUGUUGGAGAAUCAUCACCUAGCUGUGGGCUUCAAGCUGCUUCACGAGGACAACUGUGACAUCUUUCAAAACCUCAGCAAGAGGCAGAGACAGAGCCUGAGGAAACUCGUCAUCGAUAUGGUUUUGGCAACAGAUAUGUCAAAACACAUGAGUUUGUUGGCAGAUCUCAAGACGAUGGUGGAAACCAAGAAGGUGACGAGUUCUGGAGUACUGCUGCUCGACCACUACACUGAUCGGAUACAGGUGUUGAGGAACAUGGUGCACUGUGCUGACCUGAGCAAUCCUACGAAGCCCCUGGCUGUGUAUCGACAAUGGACGGAGAGAAUCAUGGAAGAGUUCUUCAGGCAGGGAGAUAAGGAGAGGGAGCGAGGGAUGGAGAUCAGUCCCAUGUGCGAUAAACACACAGCAUCUGUGGAAAAGAGCCAGGUGGGAUUCAUCGACUACAUUGUCCACCCGCUGUGGGAGACAUGGGGCGACCUGGUGCACCCUGACGCCCAGGACAUCUUGGACACUCUGGAGGACAACAGGGACUGGUAUCAGAGCACUAUCCCACAAAGCCCCUCGCCCCCUCCUGUUGGCCAGGACAAGGAUCUGAACGCCUGCAUGGACAAAUUUCAGUUUGAGCUCACCCUCGAAGACAGCUCUCAGAGAGAUCAGGGAGACGAGGGUGACAAAUCCACACCAAACCACGUGGUGCAGGUCAGUCAGGGAGAGGAGGAGGAUAAAAAAGAAGAAGAGGAAGAUACAAUGGCUGAGGGGGAAAUUGAGGACAUAAUAGAAGAAGAAGACGAGGUGGCAAUGGAUGAAGAGGAGGUGGAGGAGGAGGAGCUGAAGGCUCAUCUGGAGGUGAGAUCGGAAAAGGAGAGACUUUCUGACACAAGUCCUGUAGAGGAAGAGGAGGAUUCUUCUUCACAAGCUGAAGAUACAUGAGUUCUACUCCUGUAUCUCCCUCCUCACUUGCACACAUUAACUUGUUCAUCCUUCCCAUGGCCAAACCAAGAACAAAUAAGACUGCAAUGACAAUACAGACCUUUAAAUAUAUUUUUCAAAAAGGGAAAAAAUUAAAAAUUGCUUAAAGAGAAGUUAAUUACACAGCAACUGUAGAUUUGGAGCGGUGACAAGUCCUUCGGCUGAUUUUCACGAUGAACUUUGGACUAAGGGGAAUUUAGAGGAGCAUUAACGAAGGACAACUGAAGACGGCGUAGCACUCUGGGACUGGAAAUGCACACACAUAAACACACAUGAAGUGACACACGCACAUGAGAUACAAGAGCAGGAGUUACAAAGAACACACCAAUGCAAUGUGUGAGUGCCUGCACCGUCAUGUGGGACAGUGUAGUCAAUAUGUACACACACUUGACUGUAUGUUUGUAUGUGUGCAUUUACAUGAGGGACACUGAUCAGUAAAGAAUCUCUUUGGAAAAAGCCAUCUCUUAACGAAGUAUUAACUAGUGUUCAGUCAGUAUUAGUAAUUCAUGUUUGUUAGAAUCUCCUCAGAAAAGCUACAGUCCAAGUGACUUUUUUUCCAUUUCUGUCGGAAAGAAAAAAUAAGAGUAUCCAUAGAGUUGGAGGAGGACGAGGAGAGAGGAAGAAAAAAAAUUGAAGGAAAGGAAGAUGCUGCGACGAAGGGGCCACCGGGUCCCAUACCCCUUUUCCCUUUACGAGGAGAGUGCUACUGGUGCAAGAUGGCUCUGUGCCUUUCUGAAACACCAGCUUCCUGAUUGGAGCUGUCGUGAAGCAAUGCAUUGUGGGACAGGAGUGUCUGAUUUUGUUAUCAUUUUUGAUUGUCUCUCGUUCAAGAUCUCUCUUUAUUGUUCAUGGUAUCGUGGUGUGUAUCUCACACGUACAGUUUCUGUGGUGAUAUGUUUUACGCUGUAAGUCUUCCUUUUGUUGCUCUUCUGGUGAUACAAUAACUCAGAAUUCUAGAUGCAGAGCAAUCACUACCAUCAUCACCACAGCCACCAGUGGACUCUUUCCAGCUUAUGGUUCUUUCUUAUUAGAAUGAUUUCUUUUUUACUUUCUGAGAAUAAGCCAUGAGAUGCUUCGAAGCAUAAGUUUUGCCUAUUUUCUAUUUAACACUUGCUUAAUAUGUUGAAGGGAUACGGAAUUAUUUCAUCAGCAGGACAACUCGCUCAUCCCACAUCCUACUUGCACUUGUGCGUUCACGUCUCCUCAUACUCAACAGUUCUCGCCAAAGUAAAGGAUGAGAAACAUCGGUGCGUGGAGUGAUUUGAAGGAACGCAGAAGGCAGAAUGUCAGGGAAAGAAGGGUGACACAGCCAAAAGGAGGUCUGAAAGUCCCUCAUCAUCCUUGUUUGAUGCUUUUUUGCCUUAAUGUCAGAUGCAGGAUUCAUACCUGCGAGUAUGUAGAUUUAUAAGAUAUAUAAUAGAUAUCCCAGUAUAUUUAUAUCACGUCUGUAUGCUUAUUUCUGUGAGUAUCAGUGUGUCUAUACACGAUGUAUCCAGCAUUGCAUUCGGAGGGGAUAGGGAAACAUUGCUGCCAAUUAGUCGUUAUGUUGUUUCUGUGUUUGGACCAACACAAAGAAUGUGUUGGGUUUGUUUUUUUACCUGGAUGUUAAAAUGACGACUUUAUCACUACCUGAGAGCGUGCAGAGAAAAUUAGCAAUUUGGAGUUUUACAGGUGAUGAGAAUGAAUAUGGAUGUCCUUUUGUUGGAAUCUGACCAGAUGGUCAUUUGCUGACGUGAUGGAGUUAAGGCUUGUGUGAGUCUGUUUGCGUGGCUGGUUGUGUGUUUGGUCAUGAGUAAGCAGGAAAGAGGUGGCAGGAAGCUAAAGGUGUUGUCAUAUGUGUUGUGCGCAUUCACUCCCUGACAUCGGCACAUCGUCGAGCGGUGUUUAUAGGGUCCGAUCAGCACAGAUUAAAUAAGUCACAGUCUGUUUAGGUGUUUGUUUUCUCACAGGGUAAUAUUAUUAAUAAUUAUUAUUAAGAACAUGAGUGUGGUUCUUUAGUAGGUAAGAGCAAGUUCCUGCAGGUCAGAAACUGAGCUUAUCUGAAGACACCACAGCUCGGUGCAACAGUAGCCUGUGUGUUUGACCUGCUCUGUCGCAGGAUGGAGCAGAGCUGCGGGGCCACCACACAGGCUUUCUACUGGUGGAAUGGGAAUCCAGGAUUACUCUUGCAGUCACUUAGAAUAAAAAAAAAAGAUUCCUGUAUGCAUCAGCCUUUUACUUUUAAUGAUGUUGCUUUGUUUUUGUGGCUUCUUGUUCUGUCAUAAGCUAUAAAAACAUUAAUAUUUAAUUGCCAUACAAACACGAUACUGUAGCAAUUGUUUCUUAUUAAGAAAAUUAUUCAAUUGAUUGAUUGCUGCCAUUCUUUUUAAAUGAUGAAAAGAAAACCAUGGGAAGUGUUUUCUUUAAACAGUUUGCGUACAGUUUAUUUUUAUAUCAUUCUGGUGGAUGGUCUGGAAAAUGAAUCACGUGUUGAUGACGAUAAUAGCUAUAAGCAUUACCACUCUUGUACAUAAUGUAAUAUUGGAUUGUAAAUUAUAAAUUUAUCCAAGUCCUAAUGAUUGAAAAAUAACCACUUGAGGUUGUUGAGUGAAACACUGAAGCACUGCAGGCCACAUCCUCACGUUUUCAUUCGUUCUAUUUUUGCUCACUUGUUCCAACAUUCUGUCACUUUUUUUAAAUUGUGCACAUUUAUUGUUAAAAAUUGAAUCCCUUUGUACCAGCACUUUAUUUCGUCAGGUUUUGAGGCAGACAGUGUGUGGGUUUGGUCAUUGGCACAGUCACUUGUUGAUUCUCUCCCAUUGAGCCAAAACACAAACCCUCAUUGUGCAGUAAGUCAAUGUUGACCCCUCUCUAGAGGCAUAAUCAAACAAACUAGUCAUUCUCUCCUUAAUGUCCACGUGAGAUUGAACUUAUUUGUCUGAUAAAGUCAAACGAAGGCCGAUGUAGUCACAUACGAUGUGACGUGUUCAAAGAAAAAUAAAUGUGUCCUUAUUUGACUCGGCCAUUUCUAGGACUUCACCUCUGUUUCUUAGUAACUUUAAUUACUAGCCUGAGAGCCUCAAUGUUCGUCCCAUGGUGGCCUAACUAGCUGGUUCCCAUCAGGGCUUCUGUCAGCUUACUUUGUCGCAGACUGACUCCCUCUGAGAAUAAAUCUCUGGGCUUUAAUUCAUGUGUUUGUUCACAAAUAAGAGCGAUUAUUCAAGGGAAAAAAACAACAUGAAAUGAUUGUAAUAUUUGUAAAUGAUCUUGCUGUAAUGUGUAAAAUGUGUCCAAGUUAUUUUUUAUUAUAUUAUUUUUAUGAAAGUUUUUUUCCUCUUGACAGAGCUGAGGUGUCAUUUUGUGAAUAAAUGCAUUUAAUA
Paralichthys olivaceus (Japanese flounder) is the source of this 5738-nucleotide messenger RNA. It is a transcript of the gene pde4a, whose product is annotated as phosphodiesterase 4A, cAMP-specific. The record is from RefSeq and is a predicted model, not a curated record. Gene Ontology annotation, molecular function: 3',5'-cyclic-AMP phosphodiesterase activity. Lineage: Eukaryota; Metazoa; Chordata; Actinopteri; Pleuronectiformes; Paralichthyidae. Gene Ontology annotation, biological process: signal transduction. Gene Ontology annotation, cellular component: cytosol; nucleus; perinuclear region of cytoplasm.